AUGCAGUUUAUGUUGCUUUUUAGUCGCCAGGGAAAACUGAGACUCCAGAAGUGGUAUGUCCCAUUAUCUGACAAAGAAAAGAAGAAAAUCACAAGGGAACUUGUUCAAACAGUGUUAGCUCGCAAACCGAAAAUGUGCAGCUUCCUGGAGUGGAGAGACCUGAAGAUUGUCUACAAAAGAUAUGCAAGCCUCUAUUUCUGCUGUGCUAUUGAAGAUCAGGACAAUGAACUAAUAACUCUGGAAAUAAUUCAUCGCUAUGUAGAACUUCUUGACAAGUAUUUUGGCAGUGUAUGUGAACUUGAUAUCAUCUUCAAUUUUGAAAAAGCCUAUUUCAUUCUGGAUGAGUUCCUUUUAGGAGGGGAAGUUCAGGAAACUUCCAAGAAAAAUGUUCUUAAAGCCAUUGAGCAGGCAGAUCUUUUACAGGAGCCACGUCAUGAAUACUUUAAUGUACCAGUGUACUAAAUGGCUUCAUUCAUCAUGCAUGCAGCAUUUCAGAGGAGAUAGACCUGUGACUUACUCAUGACAGAACAUUAUCAUCAGCUUGCUGAAUCCAGUCAUCUUGAGUCUUAUAGAAUGCCACAACCAUUCUCUGCUGUUGUACUUUCCUCUUCCCCCUCUGUUUUACAGUGUUGUCUCUUCACAUGUCUCAUUUCAACAAAACUUGUGCUUGUUGGCAUAUGGUUUAACUUUUUUUUAUUGUGUGUAAGCUUGAAGUCUUAUGCUUAAAAAUUCUGUAGCAUUUUCUGAGCUAAACAUCUAAAUACUGCAGCACCUAUACUGUAACAUUACCUGACCUGUGUUUAUCUUUCAAAUAGGUUGUGGUGGUAUUUAAACAUGCUCUUAGAGCCUGUAGAUGGAAGUUGAAGUUAAUACUUACAGAGAAACUAGUGAAAGAGUAGUAUCAUGUGAAAUGUGUAUACACACAAGUAUUAAAUGAUGUUACACACAAUUCUAUGCAGACUGUGCAGCUUAAUUAAAGAUGCACAUACCAAUAUCCUUUUCUGAGACUGGCACAUUAGUGUGACUUACAAAGAGGAGGAAGGCAGAAUUGAUCAGGUCAAAGAUAAU
Acanthisitta chloris (rifleman) is the source of this 1068-nucleotide messenger RNA. It is a transcript of the gene AP1S2, whose product is annotated as adaptor-related protein complex 1, sigma 2 subunit. Gene Ontology annotation, cellular component: AP-1 adaptor complex; membrane coat; intracellular membrane-bounded organelle. NCBI's taxonomy places the organism in Eukaryota, Metazoa, Chordata, Aves, Passeriformes, Acanthisittidae. Gene Ontology annotation, molecular function: clathrin-cargo adaptor activity. The transcript has 4 exons. The coding region runs from base 1 to 462 and encodes 153 amino acids. Gene Ontology annotation, biological process: vesicle-mediated transport; intracellular protein transport. The record is from RefSeq and is a predicted model, not a curated record.